AUGGAGGACAAUAGUACUUACAACGCCAACUAAUCAUUCUAAGGAAAAGGAGUUGCGAUGCAUAAUUUAGUUUGGUGGUGGUUCUAAUUUUUGAUGCUGGUACCUUCCAAUAUACUUAUAGUCUACAAAUGGUGGGAAAGACACGACUUUACUGACUGCGUUUACGAAGAUGAGCUUAUGAUUGAAUCUGAAUUGGAAGAGUAUUAAAAGAAAAGAGAUAAAGGAAAAAAGAUCCAUUUGCUGAAGCGUCCUAAAUAUGAUGAUCUUUGGCUUCUCUAUUCGUAUGUUGCUAUUUGGUACUAUAUACAUGAUUGUUUUUACUUGAUAACAUACUACAACUUUUUUGAAGAGCCUUGUGUGACAGGAAUGGUUCUACAUCAUAUAGGAGCUCUACCUGCUGUUUUCAGCAUAGUUUAUACAUCUUAUAUUCCUUAUUGGAUAGGUUCAAUCUAUUCAUUACAUUGCGUUCUAAUUGUGUGGCCUUACAACAAGAUAUUACAUGUACCUUACGUUAUGGCUCUAAUCUUUAUGCUUUACAAUGUUUUAUUUACAAAACCAUUCACUCAGGCAAAGCCAUUUAGAAGAAUAGUUAAAAUAGUUCCUUUGCUAUCGGUAGGUUUAUUAUUCAUAUCUCUGAAUGGAUGUGAUACUAAUGAUUUGAUAUAUUGA
This is a messenger RNA of Stylonychia lemnae, 669 nucleotides long. The record is from the annotation of a GenBank genome assembly. Lineage: Eukaryota; Ciliophora; Spirotrichea; Sporadotrichida; Oxytrichidae.